UCUGAAAACACAAUACAUGUAUUCAUCCUCCGAGCAUAUCUCCUUCCUGUUUGACGCUGCUUAUCAACUCUACGCUUCCUCCAAAUUCACCCCCAAUAACCACAAUCUCUGACUCUCUGUGUGUUUGUUGCUCUUUUUCAUAGGAUACUUGAAGCAUAAUUUGAUUCAUAAGUUUGAAGUUUAUAGAUACUACUUUAUCUUACUAGGCUUGAAUUUUAGGAGAAUUUUUGUUGUUGUUAGUUGGAUUUAUCGAAUUUUGGUAGAAUGGAGCCAAAGCAACAUGUGAGGUUUACAUUGGGGAAACAGUCGUCGAUGGCGCCGAAUACGGGUUCGUGUUCGGAUUCGGAUGAUGGAUUGGAGGCGAUUGAUCCUAGGGUUAGGUUGAUGUUUUUCUCGAGUGAGGGUGAUUUGGAAGGGAUUAAGAAGCUGUUGGAUUCAGGAACUGAUGUUAAUUUUAAAGAUAUUGAUAAUCGGACGGCUUUGCAUGUGGCAGCUUGUCAAGGGUUUAGUGAUGUUGCUGAGUUGUUGCUGGAAGGCGGUGCUGAAGUUGACCCGCAAGAUAGAUGGGGUAGCACGCCUCUUGCAGAUGCAAUCCAUUAUAAGCACCAUGGCGUGGUCAAACUUUUGGAGAAACAUGGUGCCAAACAUCUGAUGGCUCCCAUGCAUGUCAAAAAUGCCCGUGAAGUUCCAGAGUAUGAAAUUGAUGCCAAAGAACUUGAUUUCACAGAUAGCGUUGACAUUACUAAGGGAACCUUUGCCAUGGCUUCAUGGCGUGGAACACAAGUUGCUGUUAAAAAGCUUGGGGAUGAACUUUUUACUGAUGAGGACAAAGUGAGUGCUUUUAGGGAUGAGCUUGAAUUGCUUCAAAAGAUACGACACCCGAAUGUGGUUCAAUUUCUAGGUGCUGUAACUCAAAGUAGUCCAAUGAUGAUUGUGAUAGAAUAUUUACCUAAGGGUGAUCUUGGGGCAUAUUUGAAAAGAAAAGGAGCACUAAAGCCAAAAACCACUUUAAAGUAUGCAAUGGAUAUUGCAAGGGGGAUGAGCUAUUUGCAUGAGAAUAAGCCAGAACCGAUCAUUCACAGGGAUCUUGAACCUUCAAAUAUUUUGCGAGAUGAUUCUGGCCAUCUGAAAGUUGCAGACUUUGGAGUCAGCAAGCUGCUGAAAGUGACAAAAGCAGCCAAACGGGAAAAGCUGAUGACCUAUCAAGACACUACCUGGCGCUAUGUUGCACCAGAGGUGUUCAGAAAUGAAGACUAUGAUACCAAAGUUGAUGUUUUCUCAUUUGCUCUAAUUUUACAAGAGAUGAUUGAAGGCUGCCAACCGUUUCAUACAUUGAAUGAAAGAGAUGUCCCUAAAGCAUAUGCUGCAAAAAGACGUCCUCCUUUUAAUGCUCCCUCAAGGAGUUACCCCCAUGGCCUUAAACAGUUGAUUGAGGAGUGUUGGCAUGAGAAUCCAGGCAAGAGACCAUCAUUCAGACAGAUAAUUGUUCGAUUGGAAUCAAUUUACAAUUCUUUAAACCAUAAAAAGCAUUGGAAGAUCCAACCAUGGAGGUGUUUUGGGUUCGGAAUGCAUAAGAAGGAAGAGAAAAGUAGCCAUAAUCGCUCAUCUCGCAUCUAAACACACACACACACACACACAGACACGCACCCUUUGGCUUAAUUUAUGUAGGAAAUGAUUCUUGUGUUUAAGUUUGCCUUCAGACAUGUACAUAUUAAUUUUAGUAUUAUUAUUUGAUCCGUCAUAAAUAAAGUUUCCCUUUUUUUAUUC
This is a messenger RNA of Cynara cardunculus var. scolymus (artichoke), 1767 nucleotides long. RefSeq names its product integrin-linked protein kinase 1-like. Gene Ontology annotation, biological process: protein phosphorylation. The transcript has 12 exons. The coding region runs from base 265 to 1617 and encodes 450 amino acids. Gene Ontology annotation, molecular function: protein kinase activity; ATP binding; protein binding. The record is from RefSeq and is a predicted model, not a curated record. Lineage: Eukaryota; Viridiplantae; Streptophyta; Magnoliopsida; Asterales; Asteraceae.